Galleria mellonella (greater wax moth) is the source of this 2278-nucleotide messenger RNA. RefSeq lists its product as uncharacterized. The coding region runs from base 518 to 1672 and encodes 384 amino acids. The record is from RefSeq and is a predicted model, not a curated record. NCBI's taxonomy places the organism in Eukaryota, Metazoa, Arthropoda, Insecta, Lepidoptera, Pyralidae. The transcript is spliced from 7 exons.
CUACCAAUCACGAUCCAGUAUUGCGCCGUGUGUCAGCGCGAGCGCGCGCAUUCUAUUUUUAAACGUGUUUUUUAAAUUAUUCGAAGUGUUAAACAAUUUUUUUUGUGUUUAUUUUUUUAUUAUUGCCAUCAGAGGCGUAGUUGUGUGAUUGUUCAGCUAUAUUAUAGUUAUUUAAAACUCGUUUGGAAUUCACGUAUAAAGGCCUUUGGAAGAAAUCAAAAUUCAAGAAGACUUAGACUCUACUUUUGUUACAAGAAGAUGAAGUAUAACAAUUUAUUUUACGCUUAAAAUAAAUAUGUUAUAAUUUAAAAACAAUAAGAUAUAACAAUUAAAACAAUUGCCAAUUAAAGACAAGAUAACUAACUAACAGACUAAAGUAUGGUGCGAAAGAAAUGCAUUCAAACACUAUUCAAAAGAUGGAUUUAAUACUCGAAUGAAUUUAAUACUAUUUACAAUUAUAAAAGUCAGUGAUGCAACGAAGAUUAUAGUCUAGGAGCUAGCAGAAUUAAAUGGUAAAAUGUCUACGAGCAACGAGCUAAGUGACGUGGAAACAGCGCCUAAGAUGCGGAUGAAACCGGCUGUGAGCAGAUUAUUCUGCUGCAGUGUUACCGCUGCAUCUGGAUUCAUAGCGGCAUAUGCGUUGGUGGCGUACGCGAUAGCUCUAAUCUAUGAGAUAGUGUGGGUGGUAGAAUCUCAGAGCGGGCUACCAAUACCCUCCGCACUGCUGAUGGUGUGCUACUGCAUCGUCAUAUCGGCCACCGUCAUACUCGUGCACGGACUUAUCUCGAAGAACAACAGAUACCUGUUGGCGUGGCUGAUUGCGGUAAUUUUGGUAUUAAUUCCAGAAUGUGCUCUAGUCUUCUAUAUGUCCAUUAGUCAUUGGGGUCUUCAAGGUGUAUACGGUGGCGCCGAGCUGGCUUGUUACGUGGCGAGAUUGCCCGCUAUUGUAUGUGGUGUCGUUUUGGUGCAGUCUGCAUAUGCGCUGAGGGAAGCCAGGAAAACGGGGUACAACAACGGCGCCGCGGUGAGUGGUAGCGAGUUCGACGCGAGCCACUUUGUCCCUGACGUGCAGACAGCAUUCACCAACGAUGGAUUCAUGCCUGAUUCAGGCAAAUCAGGCUCAAUGCCUGAUCUCCGGCGCCAUCUUGCGAGUCGUCAGUCAGUGAAUAUGGGAUACCCACCAAUGAUGGUUCAGCAACCACCUCCGGCUUACUGGCAACACCUCGCUGAGAGACAAUACGCAGCCAGCCUUAGAGGCUACCCUAAGUCAUACCCUGUGCCCCAAAUGUAUGGCACUUGGGUAGGCCCUAGAUCCGGCCCUUACGACAACCCUUACAAACGCCGCCAUUCAAUAGUCGGAGCUUUUAAUAAUGAUGAAUACCCGUCCAAAUAUGAGGUCUACGAAGACAGAAUGGAUUGCAAGAGUGAAAUGGCUUAUCCAUAUUAUAGACCAUAUCCUUAUGAGCAUAGAAUGUACCCUCCGGAAUACGACCCGAGGUUUUAUCCGGAUUAUAAGAGAGAAGAUGCGGCGUAUGGUGUUAACUUAUUAAGACAUGAACCGUACCGCUUCAGCGGAUCGAGGGAGAGAGUGUUUUAUGGACUCAGAAAUAGUCACACGUCCGUUGGCAAUGAAUCUGAUGAUCUAGGAAAAUAUAAAGAUGUUGCGUUGUAAUGGAGUAUUUUUUUAAAUUUGGAAUGUGAUUCCUUUUGCUGGUAAAAUAAGAUCAUGCGUGCAUAUGCCAUAAGAGUAGAAAGACAAUAUUCUUAAUCUAUGUCAGCAAUAUAAUAUGCUGAGGGAUUACAAUAAAAGUAGAAUUUUGAUACUGAAUUUGUGCAAAUGAAAAGCGUUAAAUCAAUGUAAAUUUGUUUAAUAGUUUAAAAACAUCAUGUAGAUGUAAGUAGAUAAAAAUAUAUGUGCAAAAAUCGACGAAAUAUAUCAAAAAUAAAUAAUGCAAAAUUCAAUAAAUAUUUGAAAAUGCAAGAUUAAGAAAUUUUAUAAUAGGACUAUCCUAUGUCUAAUAUAAAAAAUAAAUAAUAUAAUUUAUUACAUAAAAUAAAACCUUUGAUCCUUACAAUCAAUUUAAAAAUACUUGUGGCACUGUAUGUUUUAAAAUUAUUAUUGUAAUAAAAAAGUUUGUAUUUUUUUUCUAGAACUAAUUAUUCUAGACUCCUAUAAAGCCAUAGAAUUAUAUUUAACUGGCUUUAAUAAAUGUAAAAAUUAAAUUCUAUUUGUAGAUAGUUACCUAAUAACCAAAGGUGUAUCAUUAUAAAAUUAUAU